AUGUCUUGGUUCUCAAUCCAAGCACCACCAUCCUCAACUUCUUCCACACUUACUUCACCACCUUUAUCUGCUUCCGUCAAUACUAUCAAUCCAGUCACAUCUCGUUACCCCGAUCAAUCCCUUUUCGGAACUCUUACAGAUGAGGAUACGGCUUGGUUAGCUCAAUCGUCUGGCUUUGUGACUGAGACUCAAACCUUUUAUAUCACCUUACCGGGUGGUAAAUUAGUAAUGUGUCAAGUCAUUCAUUCUGCUGUUGGUCUUUGGUACCCGCAGAUUCAAUUUACUUUUCGUUACUACGAUCCUGAAACCAAAACUCACGUAUGGAAAUCGACCAAUGUCACGAAUUUCAAAGUAUCACCACCAUCGAAUUCGAAACCUAAAGUCAACUACGAUCGUCGAUCAUGCAAAUCUGAUCAAUUUUCAAUCUUACUCGAUCCAUCUCAACCCAAUACUUAUCAUGUAAACGGUCAACAUGACAAUAAUGUAUCAUUAGAUUUUAGUAUCACUCAAUUAUCUGGUGUACCAGGUUGGAAAUUAGGUCAUGAUGCUCAAGGUGGUUUUACUUAUUUUGGUAAUUCUAAUGGAAAGAAACCACAAGUUGGAAACAAACCUGACACGACGGCUGGAUCAGAUGGAUAUGUGGUACAUCGAUUCUGGCCUCGUUGUACUUUAACUGGAGAAAUCAACAUUGAUGGUCAACGAAUUCAACUUGAUACCGGUCGUGCUAUCUUCAUUCAUGCAGUUCAAGGUAUGAGACCUAAUCUCAUUGCUUCUCGUUGGAACUUUUGUAAUUUUCAAUCGGUUCCUACUGGAGGUGAAGAAGAAGACCAAGGUGUGAGCUUAAUUACUAUGGAGUUUACUACCGUUCCUGGAUCUUAUUAUGGUCCAGCUCAAACCAUCACGGUCGAUCGUGCUACAGUUCCUGACACAUUACUUUCUGUGGCUGGUUCACCUCGUGCUCAGACUACCCAUGAAGGUCCGUUUAUGCUUGAUUCGGAUACUGGCUAUCAAGCACCAGCAGGAUUAAGUUUUGCUUGGAAAGGUCCGGUGAUUGAAGGAGAAGGAGAAUUGAAAGCUGGAGUUAAACUCGAUUUGACAUCAUCUAGUACUACCAAUUACGAAACGAAAGGUUUAAUCGAAAAAGUGGAUGUGAUGGCUCAAAUCCCUUAUUUGAUUAAGAAAUUCGUUGCAACGGUGGCUGGUGCUCGUCCUUACAUUUAUACUUGGCAUAAUCCGGCUCAAGCUACGAUUGAAAUGCCUUCUUCAACGGAAGCUUCAGGUUCCAAGACGAUUACCGUUGAUGGAUACAUGUUCAAUGUGUGUAUCAAAUCCUCUCCAACCUUGUGA
Messenger RNA from Melampsora larici-populina 98AG31, 1347 nucleotides. RefSeq lists its product as uncharacterized. Bases 1 to 1347 code for a protein of 448 amino acids. NCBI's taxonomy places the organism in Eukaryota, Fungi, Basidiomycota, Pucciniomycetes, Pucciniales, Melampsoraceae. The transcript has 4 exons. Gene Ontology annotation, biological process: response to oxidative stress. Gene Ontology annotation, cellular component: cytoplasm. The record is from RefSeq and is a predicted model, not a curated record.